UCUCCCACUCUCCCUCCCAUUCUUCAUUCCCCACACGCAAAAUAUUUCCACCUGAAAAUCAAGUUUCUCUCUCUAACUUCAAUUAAAGCUGUUAAAUUCCCUCUAUUUUUCUUCCCAUUUCAGCUCGAUUGCGUCUUAGGGUUUCCAAUCAGGUCAGUGAACUGUUAUUAAGCUGGAUUUGAUCCUCCAUAACUUUCUCAUCGCAUCGCAGAGUCUCUAUCCGACGUUGUUCUGGAUGCGAUUUGGACGGGAUAAAUGGCUUCGAUUCGGAGAACUCUUUCGCCGUACAACGACCGAUCGCACCAGAACGGUCUCAAUACUACAUUCUCGCCGCAAUCUCCGUCGCAGAAGCUGUUUUCCCAAGGCAGGAAAACUCUCUCUCCUAUUCGUAGAUUUGUCGCCGGAGUCUUCUUCCGGAAGCACCAGCCUCGGAAGAGUUUUCAGUUUUCCUGGAGAAAACCGUUUUUCCGCUGCUUCAUGUGCUUCUUCUUAGGGUUUUUGCUCGGCAUGGCGCCCUUCAAUAGCGAUUUUAAUGAAUUGAGUGGUGAUUUCAGGAAGAGUGAUUUCUCGUUGGAAAUGAAGCCGGAGGUGGUGAGUGUUCAGAGGAGCGCGGGCGAUUUAGCUUCUGUUGAGAAGCCGAAGGAGGAUGAUUUGUUGAUCGGUGCUGUUGAAUUAGGUGUGGUUGAGAGGGCUGAUAAAACUGAUAUGAAGAAGGUUUUGGAUUUUGUGCCUGGGAGACAGUUGAUUGUGGUCACUCCAACUUAUAGUAGGGCGAUUCAGGCGUACUAUUUGACUAGGUUAGGACAGGUCUUGAGAUUGGUCAAACCGCCAGUGUUGUGGAUUGUGGUGGAGCUAAACGAGGCAUCGAAGGAGACUGCCGAGAUUUUGAGAAGUUUGGGAAUUAUGUAUAGGCAUUUGGUUUGUGUGAAAAAUACUACAGAUGUAAAGGAUAGGGGUGUGCACCAGCGGAAUACUGCACUUGAACAUAUAGAGAGGCAUAAGCUCGACGGGAUGGUGUAUUUUGCUGAUGAUGAUAACAUCUACUCACUUGAGCUAUUUGAAAGCAUGAGAGAAAUCAGUCGUUUUGGCACUUGGCCUGUUGGCAUGCUGGCUCAAAGCAAAAAUAAAGCAAUAUUGGAAGGCCCUGUAUGCAAUGGAAGUCAAGUAAUAGGAUGGCACACAAAUGAAAAGAGCAAAAGACUCCGCAGAUUCCAUGUGGAUAUGUCAGGGUUUGCUUUCAAUAGCAGCAUAUUGUGGGAUCCCAAGAGAUGGCAUCGACCAACUUCAGAUCCUAUCAGGCAGUUAGACACUGUAAAGGAGGGUUUCCAAGAAACAACUUUCAUAGAACAGAUUGUGGAAGAUGAAAGUCAGAUGGAAGGUAUUCCUCUAGGUUGUAACAAGAUAAUGAAUUGGCACCUCCAUCUAGAAGCACGCGGACUUGCAUAUCCUAAGGGCUGGGUGCUACCAAAGAAUCUUGAUGUAGUUAUUCCUUCCAAGUGAUAUAAUUUGACCUGAUGGGAUUACAUGUCUCUUCUUUGGUCUGUGAGUCAAAAAGUCUGGCGAUGCAUAUGCCUAAGCUGCUAACUGAUGCUACUACUCCUCGUGCUGUUCAAAUUGAUUAUUACGGAGUACUAUUUUUAUGCGAUUGUUGUCUUCCACCCUCUAGAACCUAGGGAAUUUCCGUGGGUCGUUUUUGCUUGGGGUAUAGUAAACGAACCAAUCUCACAGAUCUUUUAUGGAUACUAGUAAGGGCAUGCAUCAUAUGUACUAGAAUUUUUAAUGUGUAGUUUAUAUAAUUGUAAUGAAAAUUUCUGAUUGUACAAUGCUACUAGGAUAAUUGUUACUAGACUAUGUAACCUCCCAACAAAUUAUUAAAACCUUCAUGAUUAUGAUAUAUGGCAGUGCUUUAUUACUUCAGAAGGGAUGUUCAGGCGUAUUCUUUUGGUUAUCAAGCGUGUAUACUCUACUAAAACAAAGUUUGUCAACGCUCUUCUAGAAAUACGUAUAUAAAUGGGAUAAAAUGGGGAAAAAACAGUUUGUAAGAAUAAGCUCUUUAUACAUGUGUAUUCAUUCAGAAUGGCAGAAAAUUGGAAGAAAAUAUAUAGUUGAUUAGAUAUAACGUGUUUUACAUCUAUGCAUAUAGUUACAGGUACCUCGUUUCUCCUUUAUCUUCCUUCAGUAACGUAAUUAUUGAAUUUUGGAAUUCUAAAGCUGGUGUCAACCAUGACCCUGAUAGAAACUCCGUAACUAACAAAGAACAUAGAGCACUUGCCAGCAUGAUGAUUUAAUUUGGCCUUAUGGCAUAGUCAGCUGCUU
Molecule: messenger RNA, 2316 nt
Organism: Salvia splendens (bonfire salvia)
Lineage: Eukaryota; Viridiplantae; Streptophyta; Magnoliopsida; Lamiales; Lamiaceae
Product: probable beta-1,4-xylosyltransferase IRX9H
Exons: 4
Coding region: 256-1500 (414 amino acids)
Biological process (GO): glucuronoxylan biosynthetic process; plant-type secondary cell wall biogenesis
Cellular component (GO): Golgi membrane
Molecular function (GO): galactosylgalactosylxylosylprotein 3-beta-glucuronosyltransferase activity; xylosyltransferase activity
Source: RefSeq, a predicted model, not a curated record